UGCUGUGCUCAUCGUUGGGUUUGUCAUUUUGUUGUCGUUCUGUGUACAUUCGACAACAACUCGGUGUGUGUUAUCGUCGUUGCUUUCAGUUGCGAAUGCGGUUAGAAAAACUUAACAAUUUUUGUGUCGUGUUCUAAAAAUUCCAUUAAUAAGCUUAUUAAAUAAAUAUAUGUAAGCAAUGCAGGAUACGGAUAAAGCGAAAACCACUUUAAGUGAGGCGCUCAGCUUGCUUGUCUCGUGGAAACUACCACACCUCUGCAACAAAUUUGAAGAACACGAAGUUUGCACUGAGUCAUUCCGGUAUCUAACAGACGAAGAUAUUUGUGCAUUAAUACCGAAAAUCGGACCACGCGCAAUAUUUCGUUCACGUCUCUUGAGCUGGCGACAGCAGCAAGAGUUCAAAAAACAAGAUCCCAUUGUUCUAUUAAGCAGCGGUCAUGUCGAUACGACCACAGUGGCAAUCAAAGACGAAUUUCAAGAGACAAGUCCCGAAGCGGAACAGACGGAUAUUCACUUUGAGAUUGCAGCAAGAGAGCAGGAAUUGUUCGAGGACAGUGAUUCGGAAACUGUAUCUGUGAUGAGCGAGAAAAAAUGCGAUGAAUCCGUAACUGAAGGGGCUUCUCCUACGAAAAAACAAUUGGAUGUACAAUCUGUGCUCAAUAACUGUUACGAAGGCAUAAAUGCUCUUGAAUACUAUAGGGAGAAUGGUGGCCUGGACAUGCAUCUUCGCAAAAAAGUGGUAAAAAUUGUUGUUGAGGCCGCGCUUGACAAGCGAAUGGACAUGUCUGUAAAUGAUUUUCACAGUAUGAACCAGCAGCUACUGCGAUUAUUCCCGAACGAAAGUGACGAUACCUUCUAUAUGCCACGUGUUGGUAAUACUCGGGCUCGCGGAAUGCUUUACAACAAAUAUGUCAACCUGUCUCGAAGACUACGAAGGGACGGACUUUUGGAAUACAAGAGGCAUUGGACGAACAAAAGGCGAUAGAGCAGUGGAAGUACUUACAUGCAUAUGUACAUAUGUAUGUGUGUAUGUGUGCAUGUGGCUAUCAAUUACAUAUAACACUUAAGUUGUAUAUUAUUUUUAGAUGCUUCAGUUUAGAUUAAUAAUAAUACGACACAUAUAUAUAAAUA
Anastrepha ludens (Mexican fruit fly) is the source of this 1131-nucleotide messenger RNA. RefSeq lists its product as uncharacterized. The transcript is spliced from 5 exons. The record is from RefSeq and is a predicted model, not a curated record. NCBI's taxonomy places the organism in Eukaryota, Metazoa, Arthropoda, Insecta, Diptera, Tephritidae. Bases 179 to 985 code for a protein of 268 amino acids.